Messenger RNA from Arachis ipaensis, 579 nucleotides. RefSeq lists its product as uncharacterized. Lineage: Eukaryota; Viridiplantae; Streptophyta; Magnoliopsida; Fabales; Fabaceae. The record is from RefSeq and is a predicted model, not a curated record.
AUGGACAAAUUAAAGGUUUUGACGAAUCCGCUGAGCAGAUGGCAUAAAAAGAACUUUGGGGACAUAGAAAAAAGGAUUACACAGUUUGAGGAUGAAAUAAAGAAAGUGGAUGACAUGGUAGGUACUAGAGUGGCUGAUGGGACUGUUGAAGCAAGGAGAAAGGCACUUGUGAGCUUCUGUAAAAAAUGGUAUAUCAGACAGGAGCUACACUGGAAGCAGAUGUCAAUAUCUCGACAUGUAAAGGAGAUGGAUAAGAACACACGCUAUUUCCACAAUUUAGCCUCAGCGCGAAAAAGGUCCAAUCAGAUUGAUGCCUUAAUGGUUAAUGGGAGAUUGGUAAGGAAUCAAGCAAGGAUCAAGAUUGCUAUCCGAGACUUCUAUAAGGAGCUGUACCACCAGGAGCCCUCGCCGAUUAUUGGUUUCAGGGAUGGACUAGUAAACCAAAUUCUUGAGGAAAAGGCAACAGAGUUAGAGAUGAUGCCAACUACCGCAGAAAUAAAGGAGGCAGUUUGGGAUUGUGAGUCAACAAAGGCACCAGGAAGUGAUGGGUAUAAUAUGAAUUUUAUAAAGAAGUGUUGA